Messenger RNA from Rhopilema esculentum, 2136 nucleotides. Its product is annotated as QRFP-like peptide receptor. The record is from RefSeq and is a predicted model, not a curated record. Gene Ontology annotation, biological process: G protein-coupled receptor signaling pathway. Gene Ontology annotation, cellular component: plasma membrane. NCBI's taxonomy places the organism in Eukaryota, Metazoa, Cnidaria, Scyphozoa, Rhizostomeae, Rhizostomatidae. Gene Ontology annotation, molecular function: G protein-coupled receptor activity.
CGGGUCUCAUCGUAACUUAUUUCCUUCUUGGAAAAAUGUUAACUCAUGACUUUUGAGUUUAGACCAUUGCUUUCGAUACAUGCCAAGGCAAGGCUAACCAAGGACAUGAUGGAAGUGCUUCUAAAUUCCAGUUUACACAAGCAUGAGUAUUGGGGAAGGUCAAAUUUCAAUCUGUCAGCAGUGCUUCCAGCCUAUGGAAUUGUACUCGCAAUAUGCUUGACAGGGAAUUCCGUCGUUUGUGCCACAAUAUUGAGGAGCAGAAACAUGAAAAGUAGAUGGUAUUACCUCCUUUUUAACCUAUCUGUUGCAGAUAUGGGUUUCGCUAUCACAACACCGAUACAGUUGGUACAGUUUCUUGAUGUUAACCUAGGUGAUUUUGGCUGCAAAUGUGGACUGUUUGUGUUGGACAUCUUCCUUGGAACUGCCCUUCUAAGCCUGGCGUUCAUUAGUCUUGAUCGUUACCAUGGUAUUUGCAAAUCAUUUUCAAGCUUUGGAUCAGAAAAAGUCAAAGCAAGAUUCAUAAUUCCAUUGAUCUGGAUAGCAGCAGCUGUAUCAUAUUUUCCAAUGACUGUGGUAUGCAAGAAAAGUAGGCAGCCUGGUAGCUUGGCCUGUGAUUGCCACUCUUCAUGGCCAGCUCCAAAGUAUUACACUGUUUAUGCAUUCUUUAUCACAAUUAUUAUUUACAUAGUUCCAUUUGUAACUAUGCUUGUCUGCUAUACAAGAAUUUGCAGAAAACUUUGGUGGGGUACAGAUAUCAACAGCAUAAUACCUGCAGAUGCUGUUGGCUCAAAGAAAAGAAGUAUCAAAAUGCUUGUAGCUACAACACUUCUGUUUUUUCUCACAUGGACACCAUACAACAUGUUGUAUAUGGUGAAAAAGUUAAAUUUGAUUGACCCAAAAACUUUAGGGAAAAUAUUCUUGGCCAGUCAAAUUUGUGGCUUUGCCAACUCUGCUGUCAAUCCAUUUGUUUACUGCAUUUUCAGCAAGAGCUUUAGAGCUGGGUUCAAAAACAUUUUUGCUUGUCGAAAACGAAGGCAUCAGGAUAGCAGCUUUAACACACAAAAACCAUUCAAAGACACAAACAAUGACUCAAAACGAAAUGAGACAAGAACAUCAUCUGAUACUGGGUAUGGUAGUAUCAGCAUAUUAAAGGAAAUUGAGUAAAAAGUACUUUUUUUAUUGGUUUUAUUAUCAGUAUCCAAAUGCCAGUAGCUUCAAUUCUGCUUGGAAAAUCUACUGUGUCUUAUUUAUUAGAAAUGGGUAAUUUCAAUAGAAUUACUAUUAUAUUAUCAUUUUUAUUAGAAUUUGGGUAGAUUUGGUUGCUAUCAGUAUGGGUAAUUUUGUGACAUUAAGUUGUUUAUUUUUGCUGCUUAUUCAUAAUAAAAAAACACUUUGCUUCACAUUAGAAUCUGUUCUCAUGCUUCUAUGCAAUUUCUUAACUAUUUGAAUUCACACUUACAAGCAUCAGGAUGGUUGAUAUCAUUCUUUACAGAGGGAACAUCCCUCUUUUUUGCAAUGAUGUUUAACAUUUUUCUUUAAAAGGCAGACCAGUUCAGUUUAUUCAUUCAUUUAAAAUUCCACUACAUACAAAUACAUAUCUUCUGUACAAAAGAUUAAAUAACUUAUACCGAUUUGAAUAACUACAUGACAAAAGUAAAGAAAUAUUUAUGACACUAGAAGAUUUGUAUGAAGGUGAAUUCUAAAGAAGGGACUAAAGUAUCUUUUUUAACAUAAUACUAAUGUGAUAUGUUUACAAUUUGUUUAUUUGCUUACCUAUUUAAGUGUGAAAAGUAACUGCUGUGGUUCCUGAUAUAAGGAAAAAACUACUCUGACUUGGAUUUAUUUUGUAUUUUUUCUGCUUUUGUGCAUUUAGCAAUAAUUCGACUGAAGCUCCAUAAGUAGAACAAGAUCAUAAGUCUUAAUGGACCCAUCAGAAGUACCUAAAAUUGAAGAACGUAAUAAUUAUUUAUAAUUAGUUCAUACUAUCUAACAUUUACUUAUCAGAUCUGCGACAACAAAAAACUGCAAAUUUUGCUUGGAGUCUGCGGGCAGGCUAGCAAAAUAAGCUUAAUAGAAAAAUAUUUUUAAUAUUAUUUGUUGUUACAUAGAUUAUUAUGAUAAAUCUACAAAUAAAUA